ACAUUAACAUAUACGUGCAGAGCCCUACAGUGAAUUGUUCCCCAGUAAGAUGGGGGGGGGGGGGGGCAGAGUUCUUCAGAAUGUUAAACAAAAAGUUUCCAUUCUAGCAUGAACUCCCAUGGACUAGAGUGCCACUUUUUCAGAUGUUUAUGCCAAAAAAUUUUAAAAGUCUGUUAGUUUUGAACGUGCUGCAAGACCCCUCUUAUUUCUGCUGCAAGAGACUCAAAAGACUACAUCUUGGGAAUUACUACCAUGAUGAUUUCAGAAGGGCAUAACUGUACUCCUGUGAGGACUCACUGGGCCAAAGGUGCCCAGUCAGAAGGAAAGGGGACAUUGUCGUUGAGAUCGAUUCCUUCAUCGCGAGCCGCCGUUGCGUACUACUCAGAGAGCCCUCAACGGUCAUUUCUCAACGGUUUUCCCCGUGCAAAAGACGGUCGAAUAUCGUCCCACCUCAAGCGCUCUGCUCACCAUGAAGGGGCGGAGGCCGAGGGGGUGGCUCCCUCCCUCGCCCCACGUUGGGGACGAAACCUAUUCUCCUCCCCCCGCCCUGACUAACAAAUGGGAUAUUCACGAAGAGGAACUCCUCCAGAGACAGCGUCGCCUCCCAGCCGCUUUAUAAAAGAGGUCCCCGGCCAGCUUCGUGCCGUCGCCGUCCAGGAGCUGACCAGGACGAAAUAAUGCGAGACGCCGCCUCGUGCUCCUUCGUGGCCCUGGGACUUCUGCUGAUCGCAGCAGCUCAGCCCUCCAAGAACCGGCAGCUGCAAAGACCGAGGUCUUUUAAAUGUGGUGGUGUUGUAACUGGAUUAUCAGGGUUAAUUGGCAGUGAAGGAUAUCCAGGAGUCUACCCUCCAAACAGCAAGUGUACUUGGAAAAUCACAGUUCCUGAAGGAAAAGUAGUUGUUCUUUCCUUUAGAUCCAUAGACUUGGAGAGUGAUAACUUGUGCAGAUAUGACUUUGUGGAUGUGUACAAUGGCCAUGCCAAUGGACAACGCCUUGGCAGAUUCUGUGGCACUUUCAGACCGGGUGCUCUGGUAGCCAAUAGCAAUAAAAUGUUGGUGCAGAUGAUUUCAGAUGCCAAUACAGCCGGAAAUGGCUUUGUUGCAAAAUUUUCUGCAGCAGAACCACAUGAGAGAGGAGAUCAGUAUUGUGGUGGGCUACUGGAUAAGCCUUCUGGAUCCUUUAAAACUCCUAAUUGGCCUGAUCGAGAUUACCCAGCAGGUGUGACCUGCUCAUGGCAUAUUGUUGCACCAAAGAAUCAGCUAAUAGAGUUAAAGUUUGAAAAAUUUGAUGUGGAAAGAGAUAACUACUGCAGAUACGACUAUGUAGCUGUGUUCAAUGGUGGGGAGAUUAACGAUGCUAAACGAAUUGGAAAAUACUGUGGCGACAGUCCACCAGCGCCUAUUGUGUCCGAGAAAAAUGAGUUGCUUGUUCAGUUCUUGUCAGAUUUAAGUUUAACUGCUGAUGGAUUUAUUGGUCACUACAAAUUCAGACCUAAAAAGUUGCCUGUAACUGUGUCACCAACUACCACUACAAUUCGCCCUGCCAUACCAUCUUUGAAACCUACAGUUGCCCUGUGCCAGCAAAAAUGCAGAAGAAGUGGAACCCUAGAGAGCAAUUACUGUUCGAGUAACUUUGUAAUAACUGGAUCUGUAAUCACAACAAAUACCAGAGGUGGAAGCUUGCAUGCAACAAUAUCAAUUAUUAAUGUAUACAAAGAAGGAAAUUUAGCAAUCCAGCAAGCUGGCAAAAAUUUGAGUGCCAAGAUAGUUGUUGUCUGUAAGCAGUGUCCUGUUCUCAGAAGAGGACUAAAUUAUGUUAUCAUGGGCCAGGUGGAAGAGGAUGGCAGAGGUAAAAUUUUGCCCAGCAGCUUUACCAUGAGUUUCAAGACUAAGAAUCAGAAAAUUCUGAAUACCUUGAAAAAUAAACAAUGUUGAAAUGUGAAUUCUUACAGCUUUAUCCUGUCACCUGUUAUCCGUCUACUCUUCAUGCCAUUUCUAUGGAUGAUAUGUUUCCCACAUUUUUCAACAAUAGAAUUCUCAUUGACUGAGAUUCCAAAUAUAAACACAUUUGAUACCAAUGUUGUAUUUCAAAACUUCAGCAAUACCAGCCAGCCUGAAACAUAACAUUUUAUUUCAGCAUGGAAACUAUUAAUUUAUACUUGUCUCAGAAAAUUUUCUAGAAAUGAGUUAUUUGGUAAUAUGUAAGUGCAAUAUUUAUAUAAUAAUUUCUUUUUAACUUAGUGCUUCUGUUUUAUUGCAUUAUCUUUUACACAUAAUAAAAACUUAUGAGAUUACCCAACAGGUUUUAUUUUUAGCAAGAAAAAAUAAGACAUUAUAAAAAAUAGAAAACUUUAGACUGCCAUUUUGGAGAUUAAUAAUAGCAGCAUAAAAGUUUCUUUGUGGUAUAAUUACAAGUCUCUCCCAGCUAGCAUUAUAAUGUAACUAGCAAUAAAGUCUGUUGUGUAAAAAAAAAUACAGUAGGCUAUAGAAAACUAUUCCUCCCAGGGCAAGAGACGUGGACAGGGCAUGUUUACAGGAAAUGGUGCUUGGCAGAAGCACUGAAAUUGCGCUCCCUCAAAGAUUCCAGCUUUGCCAAGGAGGGCAGCAGGGUGCCUAUGAAGAUGAGGAGAACUCUCCCCAUCUUCACAGGCACCCCCCAUUUGCAAAGAAGGGGGAACCAGCAGGGUUCCUGUGAAGGUGGGGAGCCCAUUGUGUGAAAAAAUACAAUGGGCUCUUAACAAGUGGACAAUACCUGAUUUUUUUUCUUCCGUUUUCUCCCAUCUCUACUUCUCACUCCAUUCUGUCACCCCAAAUAUCUUUCUGGCCCCCUACCUUAGUUCUUUCUGCCCUGCUUCCCCAGCUCUCUCUUUCUCUGUCUUUCUGCCCUGCUGGGAGACCUUGGGCCAGUCACACAGUCUAACCUACUCCACAGGGUUAUUGUGGGGAUAAAAUGGAAAACAGAUCAACACAAGGUGCUUUGGGUCUUCAUUGGAAAGGAAUACAGUAUUAAUAAGUAAACGAAUAAAUAAAUAACUUGGAAAUGAUGCCCAUGAUGUACCCAGGAGCAAUCCACAAUUUCACUCUCAUGUCAACCUGAGCUUUGGAGACAGAAUAAACAAUCGUUCAAAAA
Molecule: messenger RNA, 3129 nt
Organism: Sphaerodactylus townsendi
Lineage: Eukaryota; Metazoa; Chordata; Lepidosauria; Squamata; Sphaerodactylidae
Gene: PCOLCE2
Product: procollagen C-endopeptidase enhancer 2
Exons: 9
Coding region: 678-1934 (418 amino acids)
Molecular function (GO): protein binding
Source: RefSeq, a predicted model, not a curated record